UAGCCUUUGCCCUUUUCUAUUCAUUUGUGUAACUACUGACAAAUCUUCAAAUUUGUUUGGCAAUGGACGGGCAGACGGGGUGCUUGUAUUGUGCUGGGUUUUCCCUGGUUCUUAUCAAUCUCCCUCAACUGCUUUGACUCGGUAACUGCCUCUGUCGUUAUCCUGGCAUCCCAGCAUUGUAUAGGAUCUUGCCGGAGACUAAGUCUCUUCAGAGCCAUAUAGCCGCCAAAAAAGGAUAAAUUCUUUUUUGGCAUAAUGUAUUUUCCUUUGGAUUCCCGUUUGAGCCUCACUUUUUCCAAAUUAUGUACCGGAAGAAUACUCUUCUUACAUCAAGGCCUUACAAUGUCAGAGCUUGCUGAAACACCAGUCAAUACGUUAAUAAAAGUGUAGUCAAGGCAGCCUUGACUACACUUGGUUUUACUCUGGUGGGUCAAGCCGGAACGCUAUCGUUUCACCUUUUUUGUCCCUAUAUAAACCACGGCGGAGCGCCUUUAUUGGUGGGGGUCUUGUUCUCUGACAUCAAGCUUCCUCUUACCUGCUCCCAGCGAAAUCUGUAUACAUAUCCAUAUACAUUUACGUGGCCCUCCAAUAUACCCUCCAGUAAAAGGUAACCAAAAAAUGACAGCCCAAAAACGCAGGCGUUCAUCAAUCGAAAACCUAGAACGAGCCAUGAAAAAUAUAAAAUUAUCUCCACUGACAACAGGGGACCAUGAGAUCCCAGCGGCCUACAACUCUAGAGUUGAUGAUUCCUCUGUUGAGAUGCAAAAGGUGCAACGUCUUCCUAACCCAGGCGUCAGCCUUGAAACAGAAGCAGAAAUGACAACAACCAAUUGCAACCUUUCGGCCGCGGAGGAGUUGGAAAAUAAUAAAGGUGAAAUGGAGGUUUCCGAGCCGACAACACCGCAGUUCGUGAUCCCAGAAACUUGCAAAGCUGGAGUUGUUGUUAACCGAGGUGAAAACUACUCCAUCGAGAUCAAGGACGUGAAAGUUCCUGAGCCAGGAGCGGACGAAGUCUUAGUCAAGAUCAAAUUGUUCCGUGUCUGCUCCGGCGAUAUCCAUUGCCUGAAGGGGAGGGCUGCCUUGGUCCACAACGCUGACAAUGGCGUGGAGUCGGCAGGACACGAAGGUGUCGGUGUGGUGGUAAAGAUUGGGUCUCACUUGAAGGGUAUCAAACUUGGAGCCCGGGUGGGAAUCGGCCUCCUCUGGCGAUAUAACUACUGGGGUACAAAUGAUCGGAGUAAACGACGCGAAUCUAUUCUUCUAACUGGAAUAGAUGUGCCAGGCACAUUUCAGCAGUACAUAACUCUCCCCGGGAGCUCCAUAAUCUGGAUUCCAGAUGGGGUGUCCGACGAAACUGCCGCAUGCUUAAUGUGCUGCGGCGGUCCGAUAUACGAAGCCUUGCACAGGUCGGGCUACUCCAAAGGAGAUUGGGCUUUAAUCGCUACCGGCACUAUCGCCCAAAAGAUCCUGGCCGCCCAAAUCGCGAAUGCCAAGGGAUUAAGACCUAUUGUAUUCGCUGACCAUAGCCAGAAAGACUUGUGUCUCAAAAUGGGGGUCAAGUACUUCGUGGCUAAGGGAUCAGAACAGAACAACAAAAUCUUGGAGCUAAUUGGCGUUGACGACCAGUAUAAGUCGUAUUCCUUGCACGCACAUGGCUCAAAGAUGGACAAUCAUCUACGCGGUACCUAAGCGUGGCGGCCCCGUGACUGUCCCAGUUCAUCUUUUCGAUAACCCAUGGAGGCUCGGGGGUUUACCUCGCGACGCAACGUGAUGACGACGAACCCCCUCCGUACAUGUACAAUAUGAUUUUGGCGACCAUAUACUAUACAAACAAAGUCCUCAGGUUAGUAGCAAAGAAACUUGUGACCGCCGCGUACAAAAAGCGGCCUUUCGACGAACUACCAAAAGCCAUUCGCGAUGUGGAAUCUCAGCAGGUGCAGGAGUGUGUACUCUUGGAUUUUGAUAUGUGAUUCCAUUCACCCGCUUAACUAGAUUCACGCGAGUCACUUUCAGGCGCUCCUACUUCCCCAGAGUUGAUUUUUGGUUACCACGAAAGCCGCCAGGGGGUCCGUAUUUCAGUGGCAGUUCAGAUCAUUUUGAAGUCAGCUCUAUUAUCUUGACGAUAUAUGCCCUCGGGGAUUUCCAGGUUUCAACAGAUUCAAACAUUUUGUCAAAUUGCCUUUCUUUGAUGUAAGAUUCAAGAAUAAGUUGCACAAUAUAAUCUGCUUAAUAUCAACUUUGCAAAUCCAUAGGUUAGCUGCAAGCUAUGUUAAUCAAGUGGAAUUCCGUUAAUGAAGUGAUGUUCUUUAUCUCCUCCUUUGGUGUCUAGAACCAAUUUUCACCUUUUUCAUCGCUAUUAAAUGGAGCAGCGCAUGUUAAAUACCGAGUGAGUGCUCCUUAAACAUCUUAAAUCGAGCUAUGAAAUCGCUGCAUAUCGCCUUCAAGUCUACCUACAUAUACACGUUUAGGCAUGAACUCGUGAACACAUUAAUCAUUGGGGAAAAGCCGCAUCCACAAGAAGCAAAGGCAGGGACAUCAAAGAGAAUCUGAAUGAACAAUAUCCAGCAAAUAAAAUCCGAAACACCACCCCUCCUCCCAAAAAGCCCACAGUGAACCAACCAACAACCAACACCACACAACCAACUAGUUAACACUUAUCCACCGGCUCUGGCAACUUCAGCUCAUACUCACCGUCACCUUCCGCCACAUCGGGUCCGGGAUUCGGAUACUUGAGCUCGAAAUCCGUCUCGGGCGUCUGGCACCCGUUAUCUAGAUUCGCGAACAGGAAGCUCGGGCGUUCGUUAAAAGACACUGUUUCCGGUCCGGUUGCUGUGCUACUAUUGUUGGCGCUGCUGUUGGCGGUAGAAUUGCCAGAUGCACAACCGCCGCCACAUGUGCAUACACAUUCGCCUGCAUCCCGACGGCUGUGCUCGUUACUAUUCCCCCAGUCUGAACGCACCGUCGCAACAGCCGGCUGUUCCCCCGCCGCCCCGGUAAUCUCCACAGCUGCACAAAGCAUAUUAAAUUCCCGCUCCCGGUUAAUCCAUGUCCACGCGAACACCUGCACGCCAACAGGCGUAUCCCCGGGAACUCUAAAGUCAAACGUCUGCUUCGUCGGGUCCGUCCCGCCAUGCCGGUGCGGGCAAUUGCCUUCCAAACUCUUCACUACUUUCCACGUCGCGCCCUUGUCGGUGCUGAAUCCUACCUGGCAUGAGCCGCCGUAGUGGUUCCCUGAGCCUGUGAGACUGAAGUUUUGCACGGAUCCCGCUGGCCAGGAUGCAACGGGCUGGCCUUGUGGGGUGUCCAAGUGAUCGAGAUAGCCCUUGCAGGGGAAGGGAGUGCUGCGGCCGCAGCAGUUAUAGGGAUAGUCGAGGUAGGGGUCCGGUGGAGUGGUUACGUGCGGGUUGUUGGCAGCCCCGAAGGGUGGUGGGUUAUAUAGUUGCAUAUGAGCCCGCACAAGAGUGGCUAGGCCGAUGAUGCGGAAGGUGAUGAUCGAUGAGAGCAUCCUCCCGCUCGAUCUAUUGUUUGACUUGGCUGUCUAUGCCUUGAAGCUUGUUUUUGAGAGAAAAUGCAAGGCAGUGAGUGGUAACAAAAAAGGGCUUUGUAUGUAUCGCGUUAGAGAUGCGGUGUUAUGGCUUUACUUCAGAGAGCUGAGGCUGCAGAAGGCUAACGUAGAUGAGGUGUUUUGGAAAACGGAUAAAGUAUGAACAUACAAAGAGGAUCGAUCUCUGAAGAACCUUGGAAAAUGAAGACAGAAGUUUCAGUUUAAUAUUUCUUUUGUUUAUUCACCAGAAGGCCAAUAAACAAUAGAGUCUCGACAAAGUGAAUGAAACAGUUACCCCUGAAACUCCGGCCUGAAUGUCAAUAGAAGCAGCACCUUGAAACACGCGACAUAUAU
This is a messenger RNA of Blastomyces dermatitidis ER-3, 3898 nucleotides long. RefSeq lists its product as uncharacterized. The transcript has 6 exons. The record is from RefSeq and is a predicted model, not a curated record. Lineage: Eukaryota; Fungi; Ascomycota; Eurotiomycetes; Onygenales; Ajellomycetaceae. The coding region runs from base 619 to 1689 and encodes 356 amino acids.